Molecule: messenger RNA, 1915 nt
Organism: Durio zibethinus
Lineage: Eukaryota; Viridiplantae; Streptophyta; Magnoliopsida; Malvales; Malvaceae
Product: MYB-like transcription factor ETC1
Biological process (GO): regulation of DNA-templated transcription; cell differentiation
Cellular component (GO): nucleus
Molecular function (GO): transcription cis-regulatory region binding
Source: RefSeq, a predicted model, not a curated record
UUCCCGCUCUGCUAAACACCAAACGGUGGGACUAAUUCCAAAAUCCCAAAUAUGCCUUUCGUGCAACCUAAAAAUUAGUCUGGCUAUUGGUGGGUUCUGGCUGCUCAAACACCACGAAAAGGAAAAACAAAAAAUCAAUUUUGAAGUUCAGUUAGUACUGUAAUCAGUUUUCGAUAUAUUAACUAAUGGUUCGAAGGCAAGAGUUACAUUAUAUUAUUUGGACUCUGUAUCGCAGGUACUAGUAGUGGUUCAAAGGCAAGAGUUGCUUUCUAGUAUUUGGACUCUGUAUAUCUGGCACUAGUACUAGGCUUCUAGCCAUAUUGUUGUAUCUUGAUUUCAUUGAACAGCUAUCCCAUCUCCAUUUCAGAAAUUGAAUGAAUAUUUUUAAAGUGAUAAUUUUAACGCUUAUACCAGAAGAAUCUUAUUAGUUUGACAUUGACACAUCAGCUAUUCAAUCAAUUUUUUAUCCUUCAUUGCGUCCCUUAAAUGUAAAUUUUAUUGCAUUUUUCUCACUCCUCUUUAGAGGUGGAGUGAUUCUUCCUUUUGGGUUGCUUUCAUCCUAACCAUCCAAGCGGUGCUAAAUGUAACUUUACGUGCUGGAUAAUCUGUGUUAGGUAAUAGGUAGACGUAGAGUUGCGUGUGGUCAAUAGAAAUUCUCUCCAAAAUACAACAGUGACUAACCUUUUUAUUAAUGUUGCUUUGCAGAUCUAAGAGCCAAUUUCUCUAAUUUUAUCCACCUAUAUCUCCUCUUUAUCUCUCAGCUGUCAACAUUUCUGUAAGAAAAUAAAGCUGUUGUCACUUCUCUUCAAUAUCUAGCAACCAAGUUUUCAUGACUGAGGUCGAUGCCCAAAUUCCUGGCGCUUACGGCAUAUCCAUUCACGGAUGCAAAUGCUGAGAAUUCAGGUGCUGGGGCAAAGAAAUAUGUGCAUUUGAGUGUACAGCAACGUAAUGGUAGGAAGAGCCUUGCGAAUGUUCAGGUGUUGAAAAAGGAUUUUAGCUACAGCACGAUAAUCAAGGAGCUCAAGAAGGAAUUUUGCUGCAAUGCUACAGGAUCCAGAAUUGGGCCAGGUGAUUAGAGGAAGAACGUGUCAACUUUCCUUGUUCAGGCUGGCAUUGCAAGCAAGGAACACAGAAAGAUUCGUGGUUUUUGAGCAGCAGUAACAGUUCUAGCAGAUUGAUCUUCAUAUAUGAUAAGACUCAAUUCUUUUGUUUUAGACAAGAAAUAGCUUCCGGAUCAAAAAGUAGGCACAUGAAAAAUGAGGACCAAAGGUAGCCAAAAGAAGAAGACAGCAGCGCCCUACAGGACAAAUGAAAGAAUCGAGUCUGUUCAGCUUAAUUACUCAUUAUCAACAAGUCAUUUUCGACAAAGCAUUUCUUUCAGUUUCUUCAGCUGGCAUUAUUUACUGGCUUCAACUUCAUAUGGCUGACUCUGAACAUUCCUCUUCUGGUAACACUUAUGUGGACUCUCGAGAAGAAACAAUUGAAGAAUCAAAGCGUAAAUUCUCUGAGGAUGAGGAAACACUUAUAAUUAGGAUGUAUAAUCUGGUGGGAGAGAGGUGGGCUAUAAUUGCUGGGAGAAUCCCUGGUAGGACAGCUGAGGAAAUUGAAGAGUACUGGAAUACCAGGUACUCUACUAGCACUGAAUGAUGUAUCAGAAAACCUGGCCUGUACUUUCCUCUGCCAAAUGUUAGCUAUUCUGAGAGAGUUGAUGCCAAUUACAAACAAAGCAUCUUGGGUACUUGUUGCAGCCACCUAAAACGGGUCAAGAAGAUGUUAAGCCAUUCAAACUGACCUCAAAAAUGAAAUUUGCUUGUUCCUGUAACUCUUAACAUUUUAUACAUUUGGGAGGAAUUUUUAUACGAUCUUAUAUGUUUAUUUGUUAGUUUUUAAAAAUAUACUUGAAUAGGAUCAUAGU